UUUGAGUGCUGAUCUAGCGGGAUGGUCGCUCCUGCAUGAUCAUUACCCGUCCAUUGUUUCGUGCAUGGGCUCUGGCCUGCGGGAUGAGUGUUAAUGGCUCUUAGAGGCAGGGAAUGUGAAGUUGUUUGGGUCUGGAGGUGUCAAGGUUGUGCGGACGGGGCCUGCCAGAGCUUGUUACCGAGGCGGUAUUUAAUCAUACAACAUCUAGGUUUACUUGGCAGGUUUACUCCGGAUGAUGGCGCUCGAGUUUACUUGCUACUUGUUAUAGAAAGGGUGAUUGUGCUCACUUGUUUAUAUGGGAAAUGUUUCACAAUGAGUAAAGAUAAUAAACCAGAAAAGAGUUUUCCUGAAAGACUGAAACGAUGGUUUAAAAUUGAGCGAGGAAAUUUUCCUGGCUGCCGGUACAUAAGGCUAACGGAGGAGUUAAAAACUGAACUCGGUAAUGAAUCUCCUGUUGCUGUACGUCUCAAAGCCAUCAGAGAACUUAAUGAAGUGCUGAUUUCAAGGAAAUUGGAAGAAUAUGGGAUAGAGAAGCUAUGGUUCCUUAUUCAAGACUUACUGUCCCUGACCUGUCCAGCUGAGCAUCGCCACACGACACUACAAAUGCUCACCACCCUCACAGCUGGGCAUGAUCGUUUAGGACCAAUGCGACAUGUCUUCUUUAAUUACAUUUCAGACAAUUACCAGCGUGAAGAUACUAAACCUAUCUUUGACUUCUUUCGUGAGGUGAUAGCCGAGGGAAAGCAGCUAGAAUACAUUGAUGAGUAUGUUGGCCCGUUUCUGCUAGAGUGGCUUCCAGGACUUUUAGCAUCACCACAAGCUGCUGAUGCUCUCAAUCUCGUCAUUACACUAGUCAAGUUCAAUUCUGCCUACUUGGAUGAACCUGUUGUGACUGGCUAUGUCACGCAAGUUGUUCUUCAGCUUCACAAAGCUGGCAGUGAAUCCGAGGCAUUUUUGUGUCUACGUGUCCUUGAUGCUGUGCUUGCAUACAGCUACCUUCCGUCUUCUGCACUGCCUACUUUCAUUACUGCUCUUACAAGGGCUGUCAGUAUGCCUGAGCUCACCCUUGAAUCAUGGAAGAUCAUGCGCAACCUUCUCGGGACACAUCUUGGCAACAGUGGUCUGUGUGUGUUGUGCCAUUUGAUUCGGAAUAAUAGUGAUGCUCUCAUGGUGCGUGGAGCUAUCUUUUUUCUGACAACAGCAUUGUGGGGAGCCAAUAAGGUCUCUUCCCUUGACUACAAGCCAGCAGCAGUACUUCCAACGUUUCGAGAGGCUGCCAAUAAUGGUCAUGUGUUGGUGGUAUAUGAAGUAGCUCUAAGCAUUCAAAAACUUGUGUCCAAGAUGUAUAUGGAGCUUCAUCUUUCGUCAUGGGAAAUUGUUUUGGACACCCUGAGCAAACUUUUUGAGCAUACAGAUUUUCUACAGGAAUCAUCUGUUUUACGUCUUCUCGACCACCUUGCCCAAGGUGUCGAUCCACUCCGUCCCCAUUGGUUGGCCAACCUGAGCACACUUCUCAACCAGUUUUUCUGCCGCGAUCAUAGACCCAAUGUCAGAACUAAAGCACUUGCGAUACUUGCAGAUAUUUACAACAAUAAUAGACAUAUGCAUGGAGCAGAAAUGAUAAGAAAUGUAAUAUGUAUCCAGAUGGAAGGUAUUGAAGCGGAGCGAGAUGUUGGAGUACGGACAGCUGCUGUUAAUUUGCUUGUUCAUAUUGCCUUAACCCAGAGAUCUUAUGUUGUGCCAGAUAUACUUAACUUGCUGGAGAAGAUUGUGUUUGCACCAUAUUUGAACAAGGGUGACUGUGUGAAAGUAGUUAAAGAAAGUGAAGCUGCAGAUAUCAUUGCUGCUGUUGCUGGUUUGAUACGUAUCUUCAAGAAAAAGCUGUGGCAGUUGCCUUCAUCCUAUGCUAUUCAAACAUAUGGCAUUUUGCUUGCAUGUUUGGAGCAACAUUAUCGUUAUCAAAGUGUUCUUCAAGGCGUGUCUAGAGUUAGACUUAAGAUCUUUGAAAUGAUAUUUGAAAUGCGAGCCAAUGCCAGAUACCAGUUAGGGUUUCCCCGGAUCUCUGGUAAAGGUGCAGAAGAGGAGGACAGAGAUUCGAUUGCAUCACUGAUUCCACCCUACUCACCAUACAUAGUUGUAGACCAUAAGCAUGGUCAGCGACUUGACGAGGCUCAGAGGGAGAGGGAGUACAAAGGAGGCCAGAAUGAUGCAACUAAAGAACAUGGUGAUGUGUUUGGGAAGAACAGUUCAGCACUGCCAACAGUGUUGCCAUUGGAUUCCGAAGCUGAGGUUACUCAUCUAUCGUUAACUCAAGCUGCAAUGACUGUUAUUGUUGCUAUGAAAAAAGAAAAAGACUGGGAAGUUCUUCGCAUGAUUCUGGAACGAGUUCCUCAAGUGCUUUUGAAUAAAGCACUCAUUCUGUCACGAGAUGGGAACGACAUUGACUACUUUGCAGCUGCUCUCUGUUCUUUAGUUACAGAUAAGACUCUGGGACUUCCUGAAACCCUACACAACACACCAACCAAAUUCACUCGGUCAGACUUUCAGAGCUAUGUGUUCCCAGUCUUAGCAACUUUAGCAUCAUACCACAUGCACUUGGAUUCAGUCAUCCAACAAAAGGUAAUUAAGUGUUUAGAAUUAGGUGUCCUAAGUCGCUGUGCAGGGCCACUCUGUGUAAGUGCUCUCACUUUGUGUGUGCUGGAGAUGAGAGACUCGAUGAUCAAACUACUGCGAGAGGUCAUGCUAAACCUUUCUAAGAUCACAGCUACUGUUCAGAAUGCACAACCAAUCUUGGAGUUUCUGUCAACUCUUCUCCAUUUGCCAAAAGUGUAUGCAAGCUUCGUGUCCGACCAGUAUAUGUCAAUAUUUGCUAUUGCCAUACCAUACACAAAUCCUUUCAAGUUCAACCACUACAUUGUCUCUCUGGCCUACCAUGUUAUUUCUAUGUGGUUCCUCAAGUGCCGAUUGCCAUUCAGACAGGCAUUUGUGCCUUUCAUAGCUAAGAAUCUAAACAUGGUUGUGACAACUGAAGAAGCAGCAGCUAGAAGAAGAAGUGCCAGUGCUAGUGACCAGGGACGAGGAGGAAAAGGUGAUGUAGACAUGAUGAUGUUUCACAAUGAUUUGCGUGAGACUUGUCUUGACCUGAUGUCUCGGUACACAUAUUCUGACUUUGCUCCUCCUACUAAAAGGAGUGCUGUAUCCAAGAUGUUUGUAGAAGAAGGCCAAGACCAAACCUGGGUCUUGGGCAGCAAGAUAGUAACCAUAACAACAUCCGGAUGUUCUAAACGACCUCUGAGAAAUGGUCUAUGCGCCAAAUGCAUUGAAAUCUGCAAUAUAGAAAAGGGUGUCACUGUUCCUGAAGCAGUCAUUCCUGGUGGCUUAAGUGUUCACCGCAGGCGUCACCGUUCGGAAUUACACAGGACUAUAUCACAUGAGGCCAAAUAUAUGCCUCAGAGUAAAGAUGACUUGCACAUGCGCUCUGCAAUGAGAGACAGUGGUGAUGGCUUGACACCAUUAAUUGACCAAGAUGAUGUUGGAUGGUCAGGCGAUGGAUUGGGUGAAUCAACCAAUGGGUACUCGUCUAUUGAUCGUCUGGGCUUUGGCUUGAAUGUUGGACCUGCUUCUGCUCCAAACAGUGAAGACGAAAAAAAAGUGCCUCAUUUAUGUGCAUGUUGGUGCUUUGGAUGGGCUGAAAUAUUUGUUAGGCAACCCACUGGAAACAUGUCCUGGAUGAUAAGGCUUCAGAAUCCACAAGUGUUAACUCCAGGGCUUCGUCAUCAUCUUCAAGACAUAUCUGAUCUCUUUACACCUACAACUUCAAAGGAGUCUAGUGAACUCUCUAGUUUACCGAUGGAGGAUGAACAAAAUGAGGAACUUUUAAACCAGCACUUUGAAGAUCCAAGACCACGAGCAUUUUCUGGUGCCUCAGACAAGACUCAUGACUCGGAUCUUGGGUCUCGGAGAGAUUCUAGCGGUUGUAGCAGUGGCGCACCUUCUCAUGCUUCAUCUGACCUUCUAAUAAAUGCUACUGAUACUGGAGAUGACACCAGGGGCAGUUCACCCCUCACUAACACUAGCACAUCUGGUGAGAAUCCUGAUGAUCCUCGUGUUCCUGUUCAGCGUUGCCAUUCUAGUCCGGAAAUGAGUGAGGGUGUAGUAGCUGGUGGUGGAGAAACUAGUCAGCAACCUCUUAAUGAAUCAGAGGGCAAAGUUCCUACGUCUCCAAGUACAUCACCAGGACCCACAGAAACUACACCAGUUGCAGCCGUAACUAGACAAGUGAAGCCUAAACCCAGGCUUGAAUCCAUGACAGGAGGAGGCAGUGUUGGCUCGAUUUCACCACCACCUGUUGCAUCUACUCGUGUGCGACACACCUCAGCCUUCCAAACAAAAAACAGUGGAAGUAAUAGCAGUAUUUCAUCAAGCAGUGGUCUCAUAGGCACCUCAAACACUGAGGAAGUUGAUGACAGCUCACCCCGACCUAUGCGAAGAGACAGAGGACAUACCAUCUCCGAUAUGAAUCCUGCUUCUCGUAAAUUGCAUGGAAGGGCAACAGGUGCAGCAAAGAAAAAGAAUUCUAAUAAAGACAUUAAGGGAGGCAUUUCUCCAGGCUUUGUGUUCCUUCAGCUUUACUAUGAAGGGACUCCUGAAUAUGGUAAAGAAUUACCACACUUACUUCCUACUCAUCAACCUGAAAUACAGCGAGCAAUGCGAGUACUUGACCUUAUGAGGCAUCAAGAAACUCACAAAAUAGGGGUAUUGUAUGUGGCUCAAAAUCAAACUUCAGAACAAGAAAUUUUAAGGAAUUCAUGUGGUUCACUGCGUUACAUGCAUUUCCUUCAGGGUUUAGGUACAGUCCUUGAGCUGAACUCUGUAUCACAAGAUGAAGUAUUCCUCGGUGGUCUUGACACCAAGGGCAACGAUGGCAAGCUAGUUUGUAUUUGGCAUGAUGAGGUUAUGCAGGUUGUUUUCCACGUAGCUACUAUGAUGCCAACAAAGGAAUCGGAUCCAAAUUGUAAUGGGAAGAAGCGUCAUAUUGGUAACAAUUAUGUGACAAUCGUUUAUAAUGAGAGUGGCAAGCCCUACAAUAUCAACACCAUUAAGGGUCAAUUCAAUCACACAGUUGUAGAAAUAGUUCCAGCAGACUAUGCAACUAACAGCGUUGGUGUUUUGGGCCGCCCAGAGUUGAUGGAAUUUGUAGGAGGAAGCAGUGAUUCUAGGCUAGUUUCAGAUACCAAUCUGCCAAUCUUAGUGCGACAGCUUGCUCUCCAUGCUGAUCUUGCAUCCACAAUCUGGGAGUCGCUGAAUCGUCCACCUUUCAACCCAUAUGCUAGCAAUUGGGUGGAAAGGAUGAGGAAAAUUAGAAAGAUCCGCCAAAUGGUUGUUGCAGAAAAUGAAGCGCAGCAAACCCAGCAUUUCAUGGAUUUCACUGACUUGACAGACCCAGACAAAGGGGAUAAGGGUAGGGGCGGUGGCUCUGGAUACUGGCAUCAGUUCCUAACUAAAAGUUGAAAAACAUUCUGUAGGAAGAUCUAUUACAGUACUCUUAUAUUGGCCAUAUUAACAGAGGUCUGCAUAAUACAGUGUAUGCAUGACAGAAAGGAGAUACUGGCAUUGAUGAUAAGCAUUGGGUCCUAAAUUAGAACCCAAAUGGCCAAUGAAUUGUUGCACAAAUCUGUUGAAGAUAUUCACUAAGAUUUUAUUUACUUACGAAAUAUGAUUUUGUAAUUUUGUAGCAUAAAAUUUCUAUCUAUCUCUUAAAUGGAGUGCGAAUUUUAAUAACAUUUUUAUGUCUGGAAGACAUAUUUUAUAAAUCAUUUGUUCUACUCUUUUUUUUUUUUUUUUUUUUAUAAAUAUUAUUGAAUAUUGCAUAUUUUCUAAAACAUUUCAUAUUCACUGUUUUGUCGCAUUAUUUUGUUCAUGUUUUGUACUGUGCAACUUGUCCACCACUUCAAAAUAGGUAUUUUGAACUGAAGUUACCACUAGAUAUUAAAAGUGUGAUUAUACAGUAUCUUAAUUUAAAUUUAUGCUAAACAUUUUCACCAAGUAAAUAUGUUAUCUAAA
This is a messenger RNA of Procambarus clarkii (red swamp crayfish), 6063 nucleotides long. NCBI's taxonomy places the organism in Eukaryota, Metazoa, Arthropoda, Malacostraca, Decapoda, Cambaridae. The record is from RefSeq and is a predicted model, not a curated record.